GGUCCAACGACAGAUAGUGUACUGCAAAAGGUGGGGCACGGUAAUGUCCACAAUCACUUUCGAGGCCCCAACAUUUAAAUUUCCUGCUUAGAGUGACUGUGCUAAAGGCUAGAGACCGCUUAGUUUUAAAUAAAAUUUAACAUUUUAUGGCUUCAGGCCGAUUAAUCAAGCAAAAUACAAGUUCAGAAUACUAGAAACUCAUGAUCGGCUCAUUUUGGAACUUGUGUAGAGCUACGUGCCCCGCUAUGCCCGUCGAUAAGCAAUUGCACUCCGAGUAUCGGAGUACUUACCGAUGGCAUGAAUAUACGGGGCCACGGCAGGAGGUAGUAAGAAAACCACCAAUCCAAAAUGGUGUACCUGCCGCUGGAGUAGCUAGUGAUCACAACGAAAAAGCAAUGAGAGAGGAUGAGUUUCAAACUGAUUCUGCCCAAAAGCAAGAACCAGUAAUGCCCCGAAGAAAAAAGUACCCCGACCUUGCAUAUCGUCAUCACGAAUUUCUAGUUAGCGAUGGGGUAACCGCAAACGGAGGGGUUGAUUCGCGAGCUAGGUCGGAAGAGCGGUUUGGUCCGAAUUGGAGGCCUUCAAGACGCAGCAAGUCGGAGGGACCGCGCCGGGGAAUCGAACACGAAACUGAACCUGGGGAACGCAGGAGAGAGUCCGAUUCGGACGUGGAAAAUAUGCAGGGUCGCGAAAACGGGCUCCUGCGGAAGGCUAUCUCGAAAAUUAGCACUGAAUAUAGAAGGCAAUUUGCUUGGCCUCCAGCUCACAUUUCAAGAAGAGAUGAAGUUGACGGGGCACCCAGAAAAUCUCAAUCUAUGGGUGCCCUGAAGGCCAAUGCUAAUGCAAUGGUUCACAAAAAAAGGAUUGACGUCGAAAAUAAAGAUGCAAGCGAACUGGAACCUUUAGUUGACGAUCGUUCAAAUCAUGAAAAAGUGCGUGAAGAGCUAAACAGUGAGUAUAAAAAAAAGUUUAAGCCUUUUAGUCAAUACCAAUAUGUAAAUGGACGAUUUUCAUCAAAACGAGGUGUUGCCGAGAUUCGGAAUGUACAUAAAGAUUUUUCUACAGACUUGGAUAACGACGCGUCUUGGUACCGCGAAGUUGUUGAACUUCGUAAAAAAGCCGGAGAAUACAAGCAUAGGGGCUGGGGAUCAGAGUUAGCACCUGAGCGGUUAUCAGACAUUUAUAAUAAACAAGUCGAGUUAUGGGAUCAAGUAUCGAGAAGAAGCUCUUUAUCAGCUUUGUCGCUAGCUUCCCAUAUGACUAAGUCAUAUACUAAGGAAGAUAAAGAAGAAGACAAUAAUAGAAAAAGUUCGCCUACUAAAGCUUAUCGGAACGCUGAGAAUAAUGCUAGAAUGAUUAGAGAUAUCAUCAGACAUCACUUAGAACGAACCACCGGUGGGUCUGAAUUGGAUGGGCUAAUCUUAUCGCCAACUAGAGAGAAACUAGAGCCAACUAUUCCGAGAAAAGACGAUGAUUCUAGAGGAUCGCAGAAAAAUAGCCCCAAAAAGAGCUCGCCAUUAAAAAUUUCCAGUAAGCGCGGCAGCCAGAAGGGAAAAGAUAUUCGAUCACAGUCGGUUGGGCCUACGGAUACUUCCAAUAAAGAAAAGCAAUCUCCAAAGAGGCAAUCUAGGUCUACAGUUAAAGAAGGGAGAAAGUCUGCCUCCAAUACUCCUUCAAAUAAACGACCUCGACCCUCAUCCCUGAACACCACUGUUUCAUCCCGAUCUAAACAAAGUUCCAUAGUAACUAAAAUUGAAGACGAUAGAUUGGCCAAAACAAAUAAAAUUAAAUCAUUAGGUAUGAUAGACUCAUCUAAGCAAAACCGAAAAGGAAGUCACGAAGUAUCGGAACAACCCAAGUCUGAACAAACAUCUACUGAUGUGAAGAAGAAUCAGGAAACUGAACAGCCUGAUAGCAUAGAAUAUGAACCGGUGAUCAAAUCACCACCUGAACCAACUCGAGUGAAGUCGCCUGAGCAAAUUAUUAUGAGAUCACCUGACCCUGUUAACUGGACUGUGCCUUUGGAUACAGGAAAAACUUUCACUGUCACCCAAAAUGUUCGUGAUGGCGACCCGGCCAGUCGUCCACAGAGUGAAGUAAAAGCUUGGACGCCUCCAGAACUACCACCACCCGUUGCCCAAUCAGCCCCCCCGACUUUAGUAGCUCAGGGACAGGCAAGCUUGUCGUAGGCGCUAAGAGUCUUGACUUAUGCUUAAUCCAUAUUCGAUUUGAUUAUGUUGCUUUAGGUAUGGAUAGAAGAAAUACGUGAACUUAGGCCAGGGCAGGGCCAUUACUGCACAGUAUAAGACUUCCCAUCCUCCAUUUACAGUAUAAAACACAGUUACCAUCCAAAGUUGUAUCGUCGUAAUCCAAAGUUGUCCAAAAAUGAUACUUUUGGGAGUAUAAAUUAGUGUACCAUGAGUGAUUAAAUGAUUAUACAAGGCUUAACAAGUAGCAGUAUACUGUGCCAUUUUAACAGGGUAGUAGCCAAAAGUUAAGACAGUAUUUGUGAAACGGCAUACACUUAGAAUUUUAGCUGUCCUUAUUUUAAGUCAUACUUUAAGCCUUUACAUUACUUAACUGCUUAGAUAUAUGUUUAAUGCUGUCCAUAUAUAUACCGAGUCCGUCAAAAAUUCACAGCAGGAAAUAUUCUUUCUCGAUAUUAACCAAAGUGUAACAAACCAUAUAUCCAACGUCCCAUUUUUUAUAAGAUUUUGACAAAAUUGUGAUCUCUUAUCAGUGCACUCGUGUUUCUGCCGCAUAAGGAUAUACAAUCUACAGUUAAAUAAUAUUCAUAUAUUUUGUGUAGAUGCGUUUGCUUGCAUUCCUGUUAAUUUAGUGUACAUCGAACGCACUUAUUUAUUGAUAUUAUAAAAAUUGUAAAAGAUAAUAUAUAAGGUUUCCGUUAAAAAAAUAUAAAAA
Messenger RNA from Dendroctonus ponderosae (mountain pine beetle), 2922 nucleotides. Its product is annotated as nuclear protein MDM1. Bases 201 to 2189 code for a protein of 662 amino acids. The record is from RefSeq and is a predicted model, not a curated record. NCBI's taxonomy places the organism in Eukaryota, Metazoa, Arthropoda, Insecta, Coleoptera, Curculionidae. Gene Ontology annotation, biological process: negative regulation of centriole replication. Gene Ontology annotation, molecular function: microtubule binding. The transcript has 13 exons.